GCGGGUAACGUAAUAGACAAUACGAUCGACAAUGAAAACGUAAAAUAGUAUUGCAGUUCUGAAGUAAAUUAUAAAUUGUAAAUUAAGCAGUUGGUAUUUACUAGCGUUUUCCGCCCGUAUCAUUCGCAAUGAUUGAAAUGGUGCUAUCAAUUUUGUGGUCCCAAUGGACAUGGCUUGUUGGAGUGUCAACAGUCCUGGCCUAUAAAUGGUUAACGGCCAAUCAGGACUUUUUCGAAAAAAGGAACGUGCCACACGAAAAACUAACAGUUUUGUUUAUAAGCACAAUAAAAAUGAUUCUACGAAAGGAGUCCAUGUUUGAAAUGGUUAAGCGGAUGCACUUGAAAUUUAAAGAUCACGAAUACUAUGGCACAUUUGAGAUUCGCACCCCCGGCCUAAUAAUAGCCAGCCCAGAAAUGAUCAAGCAAAUUACCAUCAAAGACUUCGACCACUUUCUUAAUCACCGAGUUAUCUUAGAUGCUGAAGAUGAACCACUCUUCGGUAAUACUCUGUUCUCACUAAAGGAUCAAAAGUGGAAGGAAAUGAGAGCUACGGUGAGUCCUGCUUUUACUGGAAGCAAGAUGCGCAUGAUGUUCCGUUUGAUUGACGAAUGUGCUCGAAAUGCCUGCAAGUAUUUAAAGGGGGAGUCCCAGAAUAAAGGACAUAUUGAAAUGGAUUUAAAGGACUAUUUCACACGCUACACUAAUGAUGUGGUUGCGACAUGCGCUUUUGGAAUUCAGAUAAAUUCGUUCCUGGAAAAGGAUAAUGAGUUCUACCGUAUGGCGAUGAAAGCUACAAAUUUCAUGGGGGUUGCAGUUUUUAAGUUAAUCUUAUUUGUCUGUUUCCACAAAAUUAUGAAGUGGCUCAAGGUCAGACUUUUUGAUGAGAAGUUCUCGAAAUAUUUCCACAAACUAGUUACAGAUACAAUGCAACAAAGAGCUGAAAAAGGAAUUAUUCGGCCAGAUAUGGUAAAUCUUCUUAUGGAAGCUCGUAAGGGAGUUUUACAGGCUUCCAAUACUGGUAAAGCUGAUGCAAAUGAAGGAUUUGCUACGGCUCAAGAAUCGAUAAUAAACCAUAAGCCUGUGAAUCGAAUAUGGACGGAGGAAGAACUGGUGGCUCAAUGCUUUGGAUUCUUCCUUGCUGGGUUCGAGACAUCUUCUAUUCUAAUGUGUUUCUGCGCUCACGAACUGAUGGAGAAUCGUCUUGUUCAGGAAAAACUUAUUGAAGAAAUAGAUGGAGUUCGAAAGGAGCUCGGCAAUGAGCCUUUGACAUAUGAUGCGAUUCAGAAAAUGAAGUAUAUGGACAUGGUCGUAUCUGAGACCUUGCGAAAAUGGCCACCGGCAGUAGCAACUGAUCGAAUCUGUAACAAACCCUAUGUCAUUAGGGGGAAAGAUGGAGGAAGAUACAAAUUGGAACCAGGAGAUAAAAUUGCAAUCCCCAUUGUUGGACUACACUACGACCCUGACAAUUUUCCUAACCCGGAUAAGUUUGAUCCUGAGAGGUUCGGCGAGGGAAACAGAAGUCAUAUAAGACCGUUUACAUACCUUCCUUUCGGGGUUGGCCCAAGAAAUUGCAUUGGCUCCAGGUUUACUUUGAUGGAAGCCAAAGCAAUCAUUUUCCAUUUAUUAUCAGAGUUCACUUUGGAGGCUUCACCGCAGUCUUGCAUCCCAUUAAGAUUGGCAACAUCAGGUUUCGAACUCAAACCAAAAGGUGGGUUUUGGCUGACGUUCAAACCUCGGGACAGAUAAUUUAAUAGCAAGUCCCUGAACACGCAAAGGAUUACAAACGAUUUAAUUAUUUUGAUUGCUGAACACUUUAAUCUACCACAGAAAUAAAAGGAGGAGGGGACAAAGGCUUAAACUCA
Messenger RNA from Hermetia illucens (black soldier fly), 1861 nucleotides. Its product is annotated as probable cytochrome P450 9f2. Gene Ontology annotation, molecular function: oxidoreductase activity, acting on paired donors, with incorporation or reduction of molecular oxygen; monooxygenase activity; iron ion binding. The coding region runs from base 129 to 1745 and encodes 538 amino acids. The transcript has 5 exons. NCBI's taxonomy places the organism in Eukaryota, Metazoa, Arthropoda, Insecta, Diptera, Stratiomyidae. The record is from RefSeq and is a predicted model, not a curated record.